Messenger RNA from Sceloporus undulatus (fence lizard), 12663 nucleotides. It is a transcript of the gene ABTB3, whose product is annotated as BTB domain containing 11. The transcript is spliced from 18 exons. The record is from RefSeq and is a predicted model, not a curated record. Lineage: Eukaryota; Metazoa; Chordata; Lepidosauria; Squamata; Phrynosomatidae. Gene Ontology annotation, molecular function: protein heterodimerization activity. The coding region runs from base 244 to 3909 and encodes 1221 amino acids.
GAGGACAGCCUGGCUUCCCUGCCUCCCUCCCUCCCUCCCUCCCUCCCCAGUUUCCCUUCCUUUCUCUGACUAAUCUUUGAGAGCUUUUCUUUGGCCCGUCCCCAUCUCUUCCCCCCGAAAGCGCCUCUUGGCUCCCCAUCCUCCCCCUAAAGGUCUCUGUCUCCCGGGCCUGCCUUCCUUCCCGGCGGGGCUUCCCUUCGGGGUACAGCAUGAAGAGCAGCAGCGGCGGCGACGGCGGCGGCGAUGGCAAGGCGCGCUAAGACGGCGGUGCGGACGCUGGAAGACCUGACGCUGGACUCGGGCUAUGGUGGGGCGCCCGACUCGCUCCGCUCCUCCAACGUGUCGCUCUGCUGCUCCGACUCCCCGCUCCAGGCUUCGGCGGCAGGAGCCCCCCUCUCGGCUGGCGGCGGCGGCGGCGCCCCCUCGUAUGGCCGAGGAGGAGCAGGGGCCCCCGGCUGGCCGCCUCUCGCCGCCUCCUCCUGCUCCAUGCAUAGCCGCCACAACAGCUUCGACACGGUCAACACGGUCCUGGUGGAGGAGGAGGAGGAGGAGGCCGAGGGGCUGGAGUGCGGGGCCGCCGGGCAGCGCUGCGCCAGGCUCCUGCCGGACCUGGAGGACGAGGUGCCCUGGAGCCUGGAGGAAGUGGAGGCCUUGCUCCGGAGGCCCAGGAAGGGGCUGCUGGCGGUGGGGCCCUUCGGCACCUCCAGCUCCAGCUCCAGCUCCAACAGCGGCGCCGGGGGCCUCCCCCCUCCUCCUGCUCUCCCCGCGGCUGCUGCCGGCCUGCCCUCCCGGGAGGCCCUGAACCGCCUCUCCUGCCUGCUGAGCCGGGCCCUAGUCCGCCUGGCCCGCGAAGCCCAGCGCCUGAGCCUCCGCUUCGCCAAGUGCACCAAGGCCGAGGUGCAGAGCGCCAUGGAGAUCGUGCUGGGCUGGCGCCUGGCCUCCAGCUCCACCGCCGCCGCCCUGGCCGCCCUCUCCCUCUACAACAUGAGUAGCACCGGCGGGGACCGCUUCAGCCGGGGCAAGUCCGCCCGCUGCGGCCUCACCUUCUCGGUGGGCAAGUUCUACCGCUGGAUGGUGGACAGCCGCGUGGCCCUCCGCAUCCACGAACACGCCGCCAUCUACCUGGCCGCCUGCCUGGAGAACCUCUUCCGAGAGGUCUACGCCAGGGUCCUCGCCUCGGGCCCCCAGCACCACCAGCAGCAGCCCCUUCCUCACCCUCCUCCUCCUCCUGCCCACCUCCUCCACCACCAUCAGCAGCAGCACCAGAACAACCCCCAGCCCCACCUCCCCCCACCGCCUCCACCGCCUCCUGCUCAACUCCACCAUCACCACCACCACCAUCAUCCCAGGGGCCCAGGGGUCAAUGCUGCCUCGGCCGUGGCCGCUGCUGCUGUGGCGGCGGCCACGGCUUCUCUGCCUCCGGCUGCAGCAUCAGCAGCAUCCGCCUCCUCUGCGUCGGGUGUCGUUGCUGCUUCUUCUUCUGCUGUUGCUGCUCCAGACAACAAGGACCGGGAGAGUCACCUCGCCCUCAGCAGCAAUGCCGCCUCUACUGCCACUGCUCCUACUCCUACCACUCACGAAGCCCCCAAGUUUACGCUGGAGGCCCUGGAGCAGACGGUCAGCAACGACUCGGAGCUGUGGGGGCUUCUGCAGCCUUACCAGCACCUCAUCUGCGGGAAGAACGCCAGCGGUGUUCCUUGUCUGCCAGAAAGCCUGAAUCUUCAUAAAGAGCAACAAAGGUCAAAUAAACCAGGGGAAGUACAGAUGUUUAGCCAAUCUGAGUUACGAACAAUCGAGCAAUCUUUGCUUGCAACCCGUGUGGGAAGCAUUGCAGAACUCAGUGACCUGGUGUCUCGAGCAAUGCAUCACCUGCAGCCACUAUGUGUAAAGCAGCAUAGCAACAGCACUCCCAUGCACCACAAGCAGGGGUCGCUCUACUGGGAACCAGAAGCUUUGUACACACUCUGCUACUUUAUGCACUGCCCACAGAUGGAAUGGGAGAACCCGAACGUGGAACCUUCUAAAGUCACCCUCCAGACAGAAAGGCCUUUCAUAGUGCUGCCACCUCUGAUGGAAUGGAUAAGAGUAGCUCUGGCUCAUGCAGGGCACCGUCGCAGUUUCUCCAUUGAUAGCGAUGAUGUACGGCAAGCAGCCAGGCUUUUGCUACCCGGAGUUGACUGUGAACCUCGGCAGUUAAAAAUCGAUGACUGCUUCUGUGCUUCUCGGAAAUUGGAUGCAGUAGCUACAGAAGCAAAAUUCAAGCAGGAUCUGGGGUUCCGAAUGCUGACCUGUGGACGCACAGAUCUGGUCAAGCAGGCCAUCUCGUUACUAGGGCCCGAUGGAAUUAACAGCAUGAGUGACCAGGGCAUGACUCCACUGAUGUAUGCUUGUGUGAGAGGAGAUGAAGCUAUGGUCCAGAUGUUGUUGGAUGCUGGAGCAGACCUAAAUGCUGAGGUUGUCAGUACUCCUCAUAAAUAUCCAUCCGUCCACCCCGAGACCCGCCAUUGGACUGCUCUGACAUUUGCUGUGUUGCAUGGACAUAUUCCUGUAGUCCAGUUGUUGCUGGAUGCAGGAGCCAAAGUAGAAGGUUCUUUGGAACAUGGUGAAGAAAACUAUUCGGAAACUCCAUUGCAACUGGCAGCAGCUGCUGGAAAUUUUGAAUUGGUUAGUCUCCUUUUGGAACGAGGUGCUGACCCCAUGAUUGGAACCAUGUACAGAAAUGGAAUUUCUAUGACUCCACAAGGUGAUAUGAACUCCUUCAGCCAGGCUGCUGCACAUGGACACAGGACUGAACAUGCGCAGCUAGCAAGAUGUAAGCAUAUAAGAAAUGUGUUUCGUAAGCUGCUUGCUCAGCCAGAGAAGGAGAAGAGUGAUAUCCUGUCCCUGGAGGAGAUACUGGCUGAGGGAACUGACUUGGCAGACAGCACUCCCGCGCCUUUAUGUGCCAGCCGCAACAGCAAGGCCAGACUGAAAGCUCUGAAGGAAGCUAUGUAUCACAGUGCCGAACAUGGAUAUGUGGAUGUAACCAUUGACAUAAGGAGCAUAGGUGUACCAUGGACUCUCCAUACAUGGCUGGAAUCCUUGAGAACUGCUUUUCAGCAGCACAGAAGACCUCUUAUACAGUGCUUGCUGAAAGAAUUUAAAUCAAUCCAGGAGGAAGAAUACACUGAAGAACUGAUUACACAAGGAUUGCCUUUAAUGAUUGAGAUCUUGAAGGCAAGCAAGAAUGAAGUGAUUAGUCAACAACUUGCUGUCAUUUUCACACAUUGCUAUGGACCCUAUCCUAUUCCCAAGCUUGUUGAAAUCAAACGCAAACAGACAUCUCGUUUAGAUCCUCAUUUUCUUAACAACAAAGAAAUGUCAGAUGUUACAUUCCUUGUGGAAGGAAGACCAUUUUAUGCACACAGAGUACUACUGUUUACUGCAUCCCCAAGGUUUAAAGCUCUUUUGUCCAGCAAACCUGCAUCUGACAGCACUUUCAUUGAGAUCAGCUAUGUGAAGUAUCCCAUUUUCCAGCUUAUUAUGCAGUAUCUCUACUAUGGAGGUGCAGAAUCACUUCUCAUUAAAAACAAUGAAAUAAUGGAGCUUCUAUCUGCUGCUAAGUUUUUCCAGCUUGAAGCAUUGCAACGACACUGUGAAAUCAUCUGCGCAAAAAGUAUCAACACAGAAAAUUGUGUGGAUAUUUAUAAUCAUGCCAAGUUUCUUGGAGUCACGGAAUUGGCUUCCUAUUGUGAGGGUUAUUUUCUAAAAAAUAUGGUGGUUCUAAUUGAAAAUGAAGCUUUUAAACAGCUGCUAUAUGACAAGAAUGGAGACUCAUCUGGCCAAAACGUACUACAAGAUUUAGAAAGGACGUUGGCAGCACGGAUCCAGUCAAUUCAUUUGUCAUCAUCAAAAGGAUCCAUUGUAUAAAUUUCAAGAACAGUGUGAAGUUUUGGGAGAAGUACUGCAAGUGAAUUAUUGCUGUUGCAGUUUCUUGAGCAAAUAUAUAACAUUCUCUUUCCUUCUGGAGUAUUAUAUUGUGGGCCAAAGGUGCUGUCACUUACUUGAAUCUUCUCUUGGGCAAGAGGUUGUGGUACAUGUGACUUCUAUGCAUUUUUGGAACUACAAGGAUGUAUUGCUAUCCUGUGAGUUGCUGUUUAGAUUUUGAACACAGAAGUGCUGUCAUGCAGCUAAUGCCAACAGAGAGUGGACUAUAUUCUGAUGAAUAACAGAAACCCCAAAUAGAAAAAGGAUGCCAUGGAACAAUUAUUUUAUAAAAUCAACACAUCAUGUUGCUUUUGUUACAGUGUCAUACUGUUUUUAAGUUUUUUUGGUGAGAGCUGUACUCUUCCCUGUCUCACACAGUUCAUUGUAUUAUGCAUUUAAGAAACAUAUGACCUGAUAGCUGCUCUUUAGCAAGAGUCAAAGAACUGGUAAGACUGUUAUAAAUGAGAAUAUAUAUAUAUAUAUAUAUAUAUAUAUAUAUAUAUAUAUAUAGUGGCGGAAACUUUUUAAAAUUAUUCAUUUAAAAUGGGGCAGCUUUGCAGUUUAAUUUCCCCCCUUUAUGUUCCAGAGUCCAAAUGUUAUUUUCAACAGAUAUAUAUUUGAGAAUGUAUGUAACAAGUUAAGUUUGGGUUUUAGCUUUGUUUCUGUUUUUUUCAAUGGUAAAAUGUAUAUUCUGUAAACAAACAUCUGAAAAUGGUUCCACUCAUAUUCUGCUUUACUUAACAGUGGUAUAAUCUUGCCUGAAUGGUUAUGGUUACACCAAAGAGGUGCAAUUAACAAGGACUCAGUAGUUUGGUUUGGGGGAAAUUCUGCAUGCUAACUGUGGUUUGGGGUUUAAAACAGCAAUGAAAUUCAACAUGGAUUUGCAUGGUAAUGGUACCUGUGAAUUGUUAUGUUUGUGCUUAAUUUUGCAAAAAAAAAAAAAAAAGACAAUGCAAUGUUAGUUCUUUGUCAAAUUCCAUUUUUGUGAAGUUCUAUUUCAGGGUUUUAUUUUCUGGUUGCAUAUAAUUCCCAUGUAGAAGAAUUUUAAAAAUGAAGAUUUCUAGUUAUUCUAUGGGAAGGGUCAAUCCAGGGUCUUUAUUCAAGAGAAAUGUUAGUAUUUUGCUACUGGGCAGAUGUUAUGAUGAAGAUGAUUUAUUUUAAUUAUAUAUUAAAUAUGUACCAUAGAGUGAUUUCUUGAGGUCAGCUGAGAAUGUGUAGGCCAUGUGCUUAUGAAGACCUGUAACAGGCCUUGAGUUAUUUAGUGACAUAUUUUAAGCAAACUGUUACGUGCCAUGCUGAUUCUUGACCUUUUUUUCUGAUCAAUUAGUUUUGCAGGAACCACAGUAAAGAUUUAUUCCACCACAAUCUUUAUCAUAUUACCUUUUCCUUGGCAGAACAGUGUGAAUGUACCUGUCUUUGGGAAAAUUAUGACUGAUUGAUUAACUCUGGAUAUUUUCAUAGUACCAAUGCAAGGUAAAUCCUAGAUCUCUUUUUAUAAAGGUGCUAAUUCACAUUUACAGAUUUUUUGAAAUUGUUCAGGAAUCCAGUUUUUGUAUAAGACAACAGGAAAAUAAGAAGCUAUUCUGUGACUCUAAACUUCAAAAUCCUUCUUAGCUGUUUUAAAUCAUUUGUGCAACAGCACUGCAAAAUUGUCUAACCUGCUAUUAAUGUUGGAGAGGCACAGUCUGGUGGUGGAGGCAGAAUGGAGCAACAUUUUCCCCUUCCCAUAUUUUCCAUAAUUAGAAGGGAUAAUUUAAGUUGUUUUGCUGCUUCAGGCAGAGAACAAGAUGGUGCCCUGCUCAUUCCAUUUAUAGAGGCCUAGUGGACUAGCAGUUCAGUCUUACUCAACACACUGGCUACGUGGUUAGCAUUCUUCAUCACAGCUAAUGGCAGCAGGUGGAGGACAGGCUAUACAGAUCACACUGUUCUAUGCUCUGUUCCUCCAAGAAGGAGCAAGAGAUGGAAACUCAGGUGGAAUGAUUAGGAAGUGCUGCUGCUGCUACCCUUCUGCAUCUUCCACUUAAAACAGUUGCUUCACUCUUCUUGUCAUGGUUGGACCAGAUUAUUAGCAAUUUACCUUUCUGGGAAUGUUGCAGAAUUCAUUGGGUAUGGGAUGGGGAGAAGCCAGCCAAGGUGCUUCCAUUGUAUUUGCUCUGCUUCCUCCAUCUCUAGAAAAUAGUAGUACACAGAAGAUGGGUUGUUUUAGUAAUUCAUCAGUGGUACUUGAAAGCCUUGAGUGCAUUAACUGCCAAGCUGACAAAGAGUGAUUGAUGGAGGACCAAUGCAGCAGAAAAGUGUUUCGCCAAGAAUCAUUGGAAUGUAUUGCAUGCAUGAAUGUUAUUAAUAUGGGGAAGAAAGCAAUUUUUAAAAAACAAAUGCCCUUCCUCUUUAACCUUCCUUUUUUUUUUCAAAUUUAAAAGGCCCAAAGCAAUCUUAAGCAUUACUUGAGAAUUUUUUUUCAUAUCUUUAGAAUUAGUCUGUGAGAACCAAAAUAUGUGUGUGUGGUGGGAUAAAGCAUUUAUAUCAUUGGGGAAUCUAAUGGUAGUUCCCUGAUUGAUCUGCAAAACAUUAGCAAGGAUUAACCACAGUAGCAGCAAAAAGACUAGUGCAUAUAAACAUACACACAUAUACACUUCCAGAGUGGGUAAACAGUGGGUUUGGGGAGGAGGGCAAUUGAGUCUUAGACCCAUCAAAGUUGUCCAUGGCUGUAGUGGCAGUCCUUCCACACAAAAUUUUAAGCUGUUCUGGGUUCAGAAAUCUUUCUUAUAUACCAGACUUAGCACGAUGGAUCUGAGAGGUCUCUAAUAAAAACAGAAAGGAGAUCCCAUAAAACUAAAAUCCAUUUAUCGCUGUUAUACCAUUAAUAAGAAGUAUUAGUGCCAUUUAUUUAGAAACUCCUACUUCACAAAGGUUUGGAUUGUAAGAAAAUGGAAGGAAGCUCAGGAAAGAAAUAUCCCUAUCCCUUUCGGUAUGCUGCAGCUGCUUGUACCCUAUCCAACACUUUACAAAAGUCUGAAGGUUUUUUUCAGGGCACCGAAAGCAGGAGCACAGCCAUGUUUGUCAGGGGUGAGGGUGCAGUGUGGUGCCUUUCCUAUACUAGUGGCCUUGUUUAUUUGUAAGAACUAGGGAUGGAAAAAUAUUUUGAAGAUGAUUGAAAAACAUGCUUCUUGAGUGUCGGGAAUCCCUGACAAGAAGAAACUUGAAGUUAAUCUUCACAGUUUGGGAGAUUUUCUGUGCAGAUAUAUUACUUUAUCUGAGAAAAUGUAGUUUCCUGCUUAGAAAAGGCUGUUUUCUGUGCAAACUUCCCCAAACCAUGCAUAUUUUGCACAAAAUAAGCCCCCAAUUACGUUUUCUGUACACAUAGAGAAAUAGUAUUUUCUGCCAAUGCCAAACAUAACUGUACUUGAAGAAAAAGAAACCUGUGUCCGGCUCCGUAACUGUGCACUCUGCAGAACAUCUAGUUUGGCCCUUGCAUAAAGUUAACACCUUUCUUAGUUAGCUACAUGGUAAAUGGAAAUUAAGGUGGGUGUUUUUUUAGCCCCAAAAUGGACAAGUAUAGAUUAGAAAGCAUGGGUUUGAAUUUCUAUUACAUAACUGGAAAAUAGUAAAUUUUACAGUUCCAUCUGCUUUCUUUAGUUCUCUAGCAAUGCAAACCUAUAGAUAUCUUCUUGGAAGAAAAUCUUUUGAUUUCCCUGGGAUUUACUCCCUAAUAAUUCAGUGCAUGAUUACAGGGCAAAUCAUCUCUAAAAACACAGAGACACAUAUUUUCAUUAACUUUUUCACUCUUCUUGCUUGCUUCUCCUUUUAAACAUUUUCCUUGAAUGUCUUUUAGACCCUCAAAUUCAGUCUCCCAGUAUUGAAUAUGUUCAGACAGGGAAUUGGCCAUGACUUAUAAGAAAUGAGCUGUAGUUUGCUAAAAGGAUUUUUUGUGGGACUAAAGCAGACACUUUUGUAGAAGGAGAGGGAUCAUGCUUCACUCAAUAUUCCAGGACUAUCCAUCCAACUAUCCACUUUCCUUUAAAACAAGAUGUUUCUCAUAGGAAACACAAUGAGUUUCCUAAGCAGUAUGUCAUUUGUCAAUCAAAAUACAGGAUGCAGUUUCUUCCCCAUUCUUAAACAAGUGUCUUAGGUAAACUAUAAUGAAAGGUGAAAUAGGUAAUACAAGAUCUUGGAAAACUGAGCUGUAAAGAAUCACAUAUGGUUGUUAAUGUUUGCACUCCAGCUACAAUAUUAAAGAAAAGAGAAAGUGAAUGGAGGUACAUUUCCCAAAGUACAUAAAAUCCGAGGGGAGAAGAUUGUGUGGAAUACAGGCAUAAAUGGUAAAUUGGCAUUAGAUUGAGCAGGGGGCGGAAAGAAAGAAAGAUCUUGGUGACCCAGAAAAGCCUUGGAACAAGCUAGAUAGAUAUAAUAUCUAUAGAGUAAUGGAACCAGAUUUGGGAGCACACCAGCUGCUGGCAAACAUAUGUGUUCCUUACCAGAGUCAAGAUCUGAAGGGAAACAGUUCUGUAAAUCAGCAGCAGAGCCAGCCAUGGGGAUGCCAGUUGGCUAGUGCUGGUAAUGUCACCAGCUGUCAAAACUGUUUUGCAGCUAUUUCUAAAACAUUUCCUUUUAAAAAGACCAGCAAAAUGGGGGUGGACAAAUGGGCAAAUGGUUGUUUAGCAAGCAACACCUGCUGAAAUUCUCUCAUCUAUACAUAAAAGGGAUCGGUGUCUUGUCCCUUAUUUCAUCUGAGAACUCUAGUGUGCAGAUAUGACCUCUCAUGCUACACGCAUGGAAAAGGCAGGAACCAGAAAGAUUUGGGGGACUCCCACACCCCACUCUCAGGUAGGCUGACACAUUGACAUCAUCCUCUUUUCUGCUAGAAUGUUUUGCCAAUAUAAGGAUGAUGCUACAUCAAGCAGGUGCAAAUAACCCCUUCCAUGCCACUGGACAACAGUAUUGAUUGCCUGUGAUAUUAGCCAAGGACUCCAGAAUUCCCCUGCUUGCUGCGAAUAGUAUGCAUUAUACAGAUAUAUAGAUUAUAUAGAUAAUAUUAUACAGUCUGCAGUUACUCCUAUGUUUCUUGAAGUACUGUUCCAUCAGAAGCUGUUUUUAUAUAAUCUAUUAUUGUGUUGCAUUUAUAGUACAUCAAUAAUCCAGCCACUGCACCAGGGCCUCACACUACGCCCCUCCAGACAUUUUUUUUCAGUUGCAGGUCCUAUGAUGUCUCACUGUUGGCUAUGUUGGAUAAAGCUGAUGGGAACUAUAGGCCAAACUCAUCCAGAGAACCACAAUUGCUCACCCCUGCACUACCCUGUGCUAGUUCUGAUUUGCCAUUCUUUCAAAUUGCCUUCUUUGGGCAGCAUUCCUAAGAAAACUGGAUACAAAUACAAGUUGACAGUAUAAACAUGAAUUCUUGUGGAGCUGUGCUUUAAGAAAUAAGAGUCUUCAGUCUUCUCCCCACAGUAUAGGAGUAGUUGUAGAAUACUAACUUUUGAGCAAAUGUUUCUAUAUCAUUAAAAAUAGAGAGAGGGGAGUUUGCUACAGAGUUGCCUGAAAAUGGAAAAAUGCCAGAAAACCAACAGAUAGUAGAACAGUUAUUCAUUUGACAGCUGUAGGUUGAGUUGAAUUUUGAACAUGGGAAUAUGAACAUAUUGCAGCUACCACCACCAUUCUUGUUUCUGUUCUCCUCUAUUCAUGGAUGUUGAAUGCUUUGUCAUUCUUAUACAGCAAAUAAAAAAAUCAGUUUCCAUUAUCAGUCGAAAUAGUUCCACUGUGUUGGUGGAAGUGAAUGUGACCAGCUUUACCCAUUCUGCUUUCUUCUAUUUCAGUUGCAGUAUUUCUACUGAAAUCUUCAUUGCCUCAUGGAAUCAUCAGUUAUGUUUUUCUUACCAUCUUUAAAGCAAAGGGUUUCUAAUCUUACUAAAGAAUAAAAUGCAGAUAGAUAAAUUCUGUGCUAGGGUGAAAAAGGAGUAUGGCUUUAAAAAAAGAGAGCGAAAAAGAGAGCUGGAAAAUAACUGGGUAUAGCUAGUCCAAAGCAGAAAUAAUUGGGACACUUCAGAAUAGCUGGUGAUGCAAAGUCUUAGUGAGCAAAGCCCAGAUCACAUGCUAUAUUUUAAAGAACAUGCCAAAUAUCUUUUUAGAGUACUCAUAAAAAUAUGAGGUGUUAAUAUUCCAAAUGCAUGUGUCAUACAGGUACACUUGUCAGGGACCAUAAUGGGCUGAGUUAUCCAGUGGAUCUCCUCUUGGUGGCAAACCCACGUUGGCCUUUCUGUUAUGUUUGCAAUAACUAUAAAUCUUCAAGCAGCUAACACCCAUGAAAUUUCAACUAUCAAUUACGGCAAUAUUUAGUGACUUGCCACCCUUCUUUGUGGGGAUAAAUUAAAUAUCCAAAGACUUCUUAUUCUAUAGUACUUAAAUGAAUCCUAAUGUUUAUUUUCAACUGAACCAUUAAAACGUUCUUUUCACCUGUGUUCAAAACCAACUGUUUCUGUCUUUUACACAGUUUCUUGUGUUUUGGCUGGCCACAGGCCACAAACCACUUAUAGUUCUGCCACUUAAAAGUAAACAGUCUGUGAAUAGCAGCUGUGCCUUUUUUCUCAAUACCAUCAUUAAGCAUUAACAGUUAUCCCAUUAAAUCCCAUUAAAUUUCCUCACAAUGCAGAUACUAUGUAAAGAUUUUGUUUUGUCUAAUACCUGAGGUGUACUUCAGGUUCAGUAUAGGCAAAUCAGAAGAUGACAUUUCUCACACCCUAUUGCUUUGCUGUACCAAAUUAUUGAGAUCUAUAAUUGCCAAUAAAGAUUAUAAGACAUUGACACAUUUCAAAGCCUUGUCAGAACCAAAGAACCAUUUUGACUGGAAUAGGUUAAAGCUGUUAAAGCUGUUAUACUGAAUUCUCUGCCAGAUUCCUGCUGAAGCAGUUACACCAAACUCAGCAAAAUUCCACUCAUUUCCUGCCUUUAACUUCUAGUAAUGCUGCCGAACAUUAAAGACAUAUUGUGGCUGGAUUCCAAAUGAGAGUUUCAUUAUUUUGUGUCUUGAAAAAGCCUUUCUAUUUGGACACUAUGAUAUUCUAUUCUGUCUGCAGCAUUCUGUGGUUUUGUAUAGGAUCCCUUUGUAGAUUUCAUAGUACAGUGGUGAACCUCUUGUUUCAUGGAACUAUGGAGCAACACUGUGUAGUUCUGCGGUGUUCUUAGCACUGAAGACUAUGGGGUUAUGUUUGAUUCUCUGGAAACAAAGUAAGCUGCAACUAGAAAUCUAUGAAUCUUGUACUUCUAAUGUUCAACAGAGGACUAAGAAUCAGUGCUUAGAAAAGAACUUUUUAAAGACUAUAGCUCCCAUAAUCCCCUAACCAGCUCACAGAUUGAGAGUUGUAGUUCAAAAAAGUAACUUUUCCAGUAUUGUAUUUUUCAUUAUAAGGUGCUGGAAUCAGAUAUGAAACGUCAGAGGUGACUGAAUUCUAGAAUAUCGUUGCUAGGCUGAGUAAUACCAUUUCCUAAUACUGAAACUUAAUUUUGCUGCAUAUGCCUCAGUGCACAAUGUGAUUUGAUGGUCAACAUGUUGGCUUUAGAUCUGACAGAUUUAGUCAUAGUGCUUCCUUAGAAAAGGCACAAUUCCUUAAGCCUCAUUCCCCAAAAUGAAAAUAACAACCUACCUCACUAAUAAUUUGUCCCUCACUCUGGCAUAGACAGAUAUGUGGUUUUCUAAAAUCCUACCUAACUACGCAACCUGAGUCAGGCAAAGCAACCACAGCACUUAGAUACUUGAUCCCAUCAUGGUCUGACUAAAUCACUGGGUGACUGAGAAAAGAGUUUAGCAUUACAUACCCUUGCAACUGAUGAUAUAGUCCUCCCCUACCUUACCAACCAUCACUCACAUUGCAAUAGUAAUUCCAUGUGUCUUACUCAGUUUUGAUUAGUCUUUCCCACAGACAUGCCAUACAUUAAGCCUUGUAGUAUGAAAUGGGACCACUGCACUUGAUUAGUAUGUGUGCACACCUGUUUGGCCUCUGGCCUAUUGAGUGAAGAGUAGAUCUGACAGACAUAGAACAGAGCACAGUCAAUGCUCUAUGCUGUAUUUCUAUCAAUGCCCACCCCCUCCAUAUCCAGCAGUGCCAUGAUCCCUUGCUACCCAUGUAACCAGUGAUGGGAUUCCAUGUUAGUGGUGGGUCCUGAAUUCACAAGCUAUUGCAGUCCACCAAAUUACAAAUCCAGGAUUCCAUCAGAAGUUGCUAUGGCAAUUAAAAUAGAAUCAUAAUGCUAUAACUGUGUCAUGUGGAAGGGCACAAAAUGUGUUUGCUCAUAAUGCACAGAUGAACAGUGUUUAAAUUGCAGAAACCUUUGCUCAGAUUAUAAAAAAUUAAGUUCUGUAUCCUCCUGCACAAGGAGAUUUCCUAGAUUGAUUUCCCAUUAAUUAGCAGGCAAACGACCUUUGAGGAUUCCUUGUCAAAGUAAAUCCUAUGAAAUUCAUGGGGUCACCAUAGGCAACCUGAAGGCACAUACACAUUUAAAUCAUUAAAAGAAAAGGGCUCCAGAAGGCUCCCCUGGUUACAAUUGCAUGAUGGGAACGGAGCAGAGAGCCCAAUUCCACUUCCAUAGUGCCAUGAAAGAUCACACCCAUGGCGCUUGCGUGACGUUUGGGGGGUGUUUAGAUGACGUUUAUCACACGGAAGAACCUCCAUGUGAUAAACUCCAUUGUUAGACAUCUAUCUCUAGAGC